Saccoglossus kowalevskii is the source of this 1479-nucleotide messenger RNA. Its product is annotated as acid-sensing ion channel 1-like. Gene Ontology annotation, biological process: sodium ion transmembrane transport. Gene Ontology annotation, molecular function: ligand-gated sodium channel activity. NCBI's taxonomy places the organism in Eukaryota, Metazoa, Hemichordata, Enteropneusta, Harrimaniidae. Gene Ontology annotation, cellular component: plasma membrane. The record is from RefSeq and is a predicted model, not a curated record.
AUGGAGGCGUGGACGGACAAUCCAGGAUACGUGAGUAAUGGCGCGGAUGAGAAAAAAACAAAACAAAUUUGGACGACGUUUCACGGCAGCAAAAGCACGGACAAGGUUGCUGACAUCGACGUUGAUUCAAAGAAUCUUGAGAAAGAAGAGAAAAAUAAGAAAUAUAAGGCACUGGUACGUCAAAGAUUUGAAGAGUUCGCUACCGAAACCACGCUACAUGGCAUGAAAUACGUGAUCAACUCCAAACACGGUAAAUUGCGAAGGGUGAUAUGGUCAAUUAUCGUUCUCUCGAUGCUUGUAGUUUUUACCUACUCCACAAUCAACAGUUUCGUGCGAUAUGGAAAAUACAAUGUGUCAACAGUCAUACAGAUCAACUAUGUCUCGGACCUUACCUUCCCAGCCGUUACUUUAUGCAAUUACAACCAGUACAGAAAAUCAGUCGUCAACAGUUCCGGUGAGGAGUUCUUGAAGCUUCUGUUCCCGACAACUGGCAACUCGUCUCUUACUGAAAAUAUAGACUGGUCUUUUUUUAAUUUCACCGGUUUCAACAUGACUCAAACUGCUAUAGCAUCUGCGCAUCAAAUAGAGGAAAUGCUUGUCUGGUGCAAAUGGAGGAACUCGAUAGAAUGCGGUCCGGGGGAUUUUAAGCAAAUACUUACUGAUUUUGGGAUUUGUUAUACUUUCAAUGGAGGAUCAAAUCCUUUAAAAAUACAACAGACAGGCAGCACUAACGGUCUAUAUUUACGACUGAAUGUACAACAAGACGAAUAUACAAACAACGAGAAUACAGGGGCAGGGUUCAAGGUACUAGUUCAUCCACAGGGACAGGAUCCAAUGGUAAAGUUGCUGGGCUUUGCAGUUUCCCCCGGAUUUGAGACGUUGGUCAGUAUGCGUUACACAAAGCUACAUAGUCUGGGCGAUCCGUAUCCAUCAAACUGCUCCGAGAAAAAGUUGAAAUUUUUCGACACGUAUACACGCCAGGCGUGCAUUGCCGAAUGUUUUAGUGACCGAGUGGUAGCAGAGUGUGGAUGUAUGAAACAUACACAGCCAGGCGCAGUUGAGUCUUGUAAUCCCAAGGAGUGGGUACAAUGUGCUGAUCCAGUUAUUAAAAACGUGUCGCUUGAAGAGAAUGCAUGCAAUUGUCCUGUCUCGUGUCACCAGUCCAUUUAUGAGGCCAAAGUUUCGUCCACAUACUGGCCAGCUGCGCAUAUAUUGAAAGAAGUGGGCGAGAUUUUCAACCUUUCAGACCCCGAAGGCUUUGUCAGAAAGAACUAUCUUGAUGUUUGGUUUUAUUUCCAGGAGCUCAGUUUUGAGGAAAUAAUUCAAGAAGAGGCAUACUCAGCGUCAACCUUACAAAGUGACAUUGGUGGAUUUCUUGGUCUUUUUCUUGGAGCUAGUCUUGUCACAGUUGGCGAAUUCAUGGAUUUCUUGUGGAUAUUUUGUAUGAAGAAAUACAAUAUAUCUCGAGGCAAAACCUAA